ACCCGGUCUAGUGUAGGGGCUGCUGCUCUUGGUCGUCGGAGCCACCAUGAGCAAGCGGAACCAGGUGUCGUAUGUGCGGCCCGCCGAGCCCGCCUUCCUCUCCCGCUUCAAGGAGAGAGUCGGCUACAAGGAGGGACCCACGGUAGAGACCAAGAAAAUCCAGCCUCAGCUCCCAGAUGAAGAUGACAAUCACAGCGACAAGGAAGAUGAACAGCCUCAAGUAGUAGUUUUAAAAAAAGGAGACCUAACAGCCGAAGAAGCCAUGAAAAUUAAAGCGGAAAUAAAGGCUGCCAAAGCAGAUGAAGAAGAACCACCUCCAGCUGAUGGAAGAAUCAUGUAUCGAAAGCCAGUCAAGCGUGCCUCUGAAGAAAAGUGUUCUGGGUUAACAGCCAGCUCCAAAAAGAAGAAAACUAAUGAAGAUGAUGUAAAGAAGCAGAAUUCCGUUAGAAAGAACUCACAGAAACAAAUAAGGAAUAGCAGUCUCCUUUCUUUUGACAGCGACGAUGAACACGAAUAAGC
This is a messenger RNA of Acomys russatus (golden spiny mouse), 519 nucleotides long. RefSeq names its product KIAA1143 ortholog. The coding region runs from base 47 to 517 and encodes 156 amino acids. The record is from RefSeq and is a predicted model, not a curated record. The transcript has 3 exons. Lineage: Eukaryota; Metazoa; Chordata; Mammalia; Rodentia; Muridae.